UGAGCCCCCGCAACUGGCACCCGGCCGCGCCUCUCGCCUUUCCGUAAGGGAACAUGGCAACGCCCUACGUGGGACAGGCGCCUCCCGGCUCAGACCUUCCUCCCGCUACCCGACACUGAGGAGCCGCCGCGCUGGCCGCUACCCACCCGAGCCCGGCGGGGAGGACCGCUCGCAGCGCAGCGAGGGAUGCGGCCUCCGAGGGGCAGGGGUUGAACCGGCCCUGCCCGCCGCGCAUCCUCCCCGCCUCCGCCGCCGCCAGAUCCCCGGCGGAGCGGCAGAAGGGAAGACGCCCACUCCGCAGCAGGAAAGUGAAUGAACUUAAUUGAGAAUGUCUGAAAACCUUGACAAGUCCAAUAUAAACGAAGCAGGAAAAUCAAAAUCAAGUGAUUCUGAGCAAGGCCUUGAAGAUGCUGUGGAAGGUUGUGAUGAAGCUUUACAGAAAAAUAUAAAGUCGGGCUCUCCAAGCACCCAAAGAGUGCAAAGACCUCACUCUAGUCCUCCUCGAUUCGUGACAGUAGAAGAACUUCUGGAGACAGCGAAAGGCGUCACGAACAUGGCCCUAGCCCAUGAGAUUGUUAUAAACGGAGACUUUCAGAUUAAACCCGUUGAGCUGCCAGAAGACAGCUUGGAGAAGAGAGUAAAGGAUAUUGUCCAUAAAGCUUUUUGGGAUUGCUUGAGUGUCCAGCUAAGUGAAGUCCCCCCAACGUAUGACCGGGCCAUCAAGCUUGUUGGUGAGAUCAAAGAGACUCUCCUGUCCUUCUUGCUGCCUGGUCACACUAGACUGAGAAUCCAGAUAACAGAAGUCUUGGAUCUGGAUCUGAUAAAGCAGGAGGCAGAGAACGGGGCCCUGGACAUUUCCAAGCUGGCAGAAUUCAUUAUUGGCAUGAUGGGGACAUUGUGUGCACCUGUGCGAGAUGAGGAAGUGAAGAAACUGAAGGACAUUAAGGAGAUAGUGCCCCUCUUCAGGGCAAUUUUUUCAGUGUUGGACCUAAUGAAAGUGGACAUGGCGAACUUUGCUGUCAGUAGCAUUAGGCCGCAUCUCAUGCAGCAGUCGGUUGAAUAUGAAAGGAAGCAGUUUCAGGAGUUCUUGGAGAAGCAGCCAAAUUCCCUGGACUUUGUCACCCAGUGGCUGCAAGAAGCCACAGAUGACCUUAUGAGUCAGAAGUAUAAAAAUGCCCUGCCAGCUGCAGGAGGGGCCGCCGGCUCUGGGGACGGUCCCCGGCUAGAUCCCGUGGCCGUCCAGAAUUAUGCGUACCUGAAGCUUCUGAAGUGGGACCACCUCCACCGACCCUUCCCUGAAACAGUUUUGAUGGACCAUUCUCGCUUCCAAGAGUUCCAGCUCCAGCUGGAGCAGCUGACCGUCCUGGGGGCCGUGUUGCUGGUCACGUUCAGCAUGGCAGCCCCAGGGAUCACCAGCCGGGCUGACUUCGCCGAGAAACUCAAGAUGAUUGUAAAGAUUCUGCUCACAGACAUGCAUCUGCCCUCCUUCUGCCUGGAGGACGCCCUGACUGCCGUCGGGGAGAAGGUCUGCCUGGAGGUGAGCAGCUGCCUUUCCCUGUGUGGCCUCAGCCCCCUCACCACGGACAAGGAGGCCGUGCUCAAGGGUCAGAUCCAGGCCGUGGCCAGUCCCGACAACCCCAUCCGCAGGAUCGUGGACUCCCGAAUCCUGACCUUCUUAGACACCUACCUUGCCUCAAGUCAUCAGAAGCCAUCGCCCAUAGCCCCUGGGGGAUUGGGUCCGAUUCAGAAAGAGCUGGAGGAAGUUGCUGUUAAAUUCGUGCGCCUGGUCAACUAUAACAAGAUGGUGUUCAGUCCCUACUAUGAUGCGAUCCUCAGUAAGAUCCUCGCCAGAUCCUAACACGUAUAGUCCCUGUAGCAGCAGUAUUACUUGCUCGACCUGUUCUCAGCUGUGAUGUGGCUUUGGAAAAUGGCUAUUUAGUACAUUUCUGUUUAAUAGCACUGAUUCCAAAAGGAAGAAUAUUGUGUAUCAGUGUUGAGAAGACUUGUUGGAAAAUGCACUGAAUUCUCUUUUGGGGUUUGUAUUUAUGAGUGCAAGUUUACAAAUCAGAGAGGCUGUUGUCCUGAGUUUCAUAGGUAGCACUCAGCUUUUAACAGGGCUGCCCUGUGUCUCCACCCCCAGUGUAGCAUGGUCGUAGCUGCCUGUCUCUCCCUGGAGUCUGAGACCGCUCUUCUGCCAUCUGGGUGGUUUUUCUUCUAGACACCCGAGAGUAUCUGACAGCCACCCCCGAGUGAAGAAGGCAAGCCAUGAUGCCUUUAGACUCGUCCCUCUCUGGCACAGCCCGCCCCUCCUCCCUUCAGGUAUUUUAUGUUAGAAGAACUUCAUAAAUCUUACUGCCUCCCAUCUGCCCCCCUCGACCCCCAGUUAUUUAUUGCUCUCUCCCCUCCUGGCCUAGCCAGAGCCCUAGAACCUUUCAUUCUAGUUGAGUUAUUAAUAUUUGAUUUAAAAAAGCUUCCUCUUUUGUACAAAAUUACUUCUGAACCUGGAUGAUAGUGUUUAUGGGAUGUAGAGAAAGGAAAAUUCUUUAAUUUUUAUGUCUUGAAAGUUGAGGAAUUUUAAAAAAAACAAUAUGUUAGUGUAAUAUAAAAGAAGACAGAUAUCGGAGGUUUUUACUGAAAAGUUCACUCUGAUACAACACCUCGAGGUAUUGACUGAAUUUGAAUUCCAGAAUUGGAUUUAAGUGUUUUCAGAUAAAAUAGCAUAAGCUCACUUACUUCUCAGGUAAUGAAGUUAUAGGAAAUCUUUGGUUUUUCAGCAGUAUUUAUCUAGGAACUUGCGUGACCAGAGUUCCUGACAUAUCCUGUGGCUAAAAGGGUAGCUUGGGGUCUCAUAGAUGACCUGUUUUGUUAAAAAAUAAAUGUGUAUCUUAGAUUGGGACGUUAUGUGAGAAAGCGAACUGUGAAGUCAUUGGGGUGAUCCCCAGCUGCCAGAACCACAGGGGUGGCGUCAUGCAAGGAACCCCUUCAUUCAAGCCCAGAAGGGCAGGGGUGGAGCUGGGGACAGGGUUGGGGAAACAUCCACCCUGUGGACCACCUAGUGAUACCAGGUUCCAGAGGAGCUACUGGUUAUACUGGGAGGGAUGUGAUUUCUCCAUCUAUUGGCUUCAGACUGCACUCUAAUAUUUUUACUUGCAGUCAGCAAUGUAUGCUGGGUUCCAUGGUCAGAGGUCAUAUUAAUAAAGUUUAGUCUCAAGGACAAAUCCUCCCUGGUUUCCUGGGAAGAGGUUAAAAGCUCAGUAAGUAGAACUUUUAAGAAUAAAACCACAUCUUCUGUAGCGCCUUCAGUGAGGUCACCUCUGGAAUUGUUCCUGGAGGUCAGGCUGCCGUGGUCGUAGAGAAUGAGGCAGUGGGUGGGGUGGGGAGGGCACCCUGGCUUGCCUCCACCUCAGUGUUCAGGGGUUCCCCACCCCAUACAAGGAUGUGGGAGAGGGGUGUAACCCCCACAGAUGCAGGGCGGGUCACCACCUCCUGUAGUCAUUUUCCCUAAAUCUCGAGUUCUUCAUUCUGCUUUCUUUUGUAAGAAUUAACUCUUGGAUUUCUUUUCCCCCUCAUGGGUUCCUACAUGGCUAGAGUGACGUUUGGACAGUUUGAAAUCUUGAUGCCCAUGUAACAGGGAGCUUCACAGACUCCUCAUGGGUUCCUAACAUGGAUAGAGUAAGGUUUGGACAGUUUGAAAUCUUGAUGCCCAUGUAACAGGGAGCUUCACAGACUCCUCAUGGGUUCCUACAUGGAUAGAGUAACGUUUGGACAGUUUGAAAUCUUGAUGCCCAUGUAACAGGGAGCGUCACAGACUCCUGUGGCUCCCACUACCUCAGUGUCCCCUGGUGGAAUUCUACAAGAGCCAGAAUGAAGACAGUGAAGUUCAGAAUCACGAUAUUCAUAUUGAAUCGUUUUGCUGUUGCUCUUUGAAGAUAAGUGAGCUAGUUUUUCUUCCUGGAAUCUCAUAGGAUUAUCACUAAGGGCCAGGAAAAUUCGUUUAGUUAUUUAGUCACUCAGGAAAUGUCUGCUAAGCAUCUACUUAAAACUCCCCCACCACAGGGUAUUUUGUCCCUCCAAGACAAAAUACCUUUGGCAUAUAAAUUAUCCGUCAAAAUUGAACUGGUUUUAUAUAUAUACUGCAUGUUGAUUGGAUUUGACAUGGUUUCCUGCCUAAAAGGGUUUGUGGAAAACAUAUCUUUAGGGAAGUGCUGUUUAUUUGGCAAUAGUACUUCACUACCAAUGGGUAGAAUGCGCCUUGAGAGCUGGGUUGCUAUCAGCAGGUCAGUUUAAUUUCUCUGAUAGUUUCCUAAAUGAGUGAGUGAGUGAGUGAGUGAGUGAAUAAAUGUCUAGAAGUCAGCUGUCAAUUGAUUAGGUGACUAGUGGGUGGGGUCUCCCUGUAUGUAUUUUUCUUUUUUUAAUCUCAUUAAUUCUAAAGCAAGCUGUAAAAUGUGAUUGUUCAUGUAAUGUAACCCUAUAAAUAUACUUCAGGAGAAGAGUUACACUGAUAUGUCUUACUGAUUAAUGCAGUGGACAGGUAUACAGGAACUUUUUCUCUGUGAAGAAAAGUUAUUAAAAAGUUUGACUCAAUAGGCAUAUAACAUGCACAUUGACUGGCUGACAAUUCUGAAUGGCUUAUUUAGCAGUUCUGUUUUUGUGGCUUAUUUUAAUUUCUCCGAAGUCUCAAGAUUCCUGGGAAUAGAGCAGCCUAAUUUCCUGCUGAAUUUCAAGGGAGUGAAUUAGGUGUUUGCGGUUUGAUUUCCAGUGACCUUUUGACAUGCCCUGACUUGUAUGUAAUUUGUAUUUCUUUUGAGGCAGAAUAGUAGACUGGGAGGACUAACAGCGGUCAAGAAACCAGAGUUCUAAUCCCAUUUCUGUCAUGUGAUUAGCUGGAGCAAAUCAGGACCCAUUUCAAUACCCAUAAAAUGAAAGGACUAGAAAAGGGCCUUUCAAGUCUGACAUUCUGUGAUAAAUUUGACUGGAAUAACUGAAGUAGACUGUGGUCGGAUUGUGCAGAAAGAUCCUGACUUAGAGGAAGAUCUGGGUUGAGUCUUUCCUGUGUUACCCUCUUGCAAGGUUCGGUGGUAGUGGGCCAUUCUGCCUUCAGUUCAGUUCAGUUCAGUCGCUCAGUCGUGUCCGACUCUUUGCGACCCCAUGAAUCACAGCACGCCAGGCCUCCCUGUCCAUCACCAUCUCCCGGAGUUCACUCAGACUCACGUCCAUCGAGUCCGUGAUGCCAUCCAGCCAUCUCAUCCUCUGCCGUCCCCUUCUCCUCCUGCCCCCAAUCCCUCCCAGCAUCAGAGUCUUUUCCAAUGACAAGAAUACUAACUCACACUUCCUGUGAGGAUUAAAUUUGAUAAUGGAUAUUAGAAUGCUUUGUACACACAAAAGAACUAUAAAUGGCUUUAUUAGCAACAAAGGAGAGUAUUCUAACCUUUCUGCCUGUGGGUGAUGACAGAUUUGACUGCUGGUGCCCAGCCUCCUUCAGUCAAGCACGUUCUACAGGCCUAUAGGGAAGGUUUUCCUCCCAUCCUGUCCAAGACUGUUAUUUUCUUUUAUCAUCUCUUCUGUACCAGAGCUGCAAUCUUACUUCUUUUAUAUGCUGCCACUCACCUGUGCUCCAGUGAUUUCUCACUUCCACCUCCAUGUUAUUUGAAGUAAAUGAAUGGAUGACUGAAUGGUAGUGGAUGAUAGGCUAUGAAACUCAUAUUAAAAGGCAAUAUCUCAUUGAAAACCUAAAUAAAGAAUUACAAUGA
This is a messenger RNA of Capra hircus (goat), 5750 nucleotides long. RefSeq names its product t-complex 11 like 1 (gene TCP11L1). NCBI's taxonomy places the organism in Eukaryota, Metazoa, Chordata, Mammalia, Artiodactyla, Bovidae. Gene Ontology annotation, biological process: signal transduction. The transcript is spliced from 10 exons. The coding region runs from base 329 to 1858 and encodes 509 amino acids. The record is from RefSeq and is a predicted model, not a curated record.